Messenger RNA from Candidula unifasciata, 9243 nucleotides. The record is from the annotation of a GenBank genome assembly. NCBI's taxonomy places the organism in Eukaryota, Metazoa, Mollusca, Gastropoda, Stylommatophora, Geomitridae.
AUGAAUAACACAUUUGUCUGGGGUGUGCCAGAAACAGCAAACACAGAACAAAACAGCAACACCUCUAUUGGUGAUUUCAAUGAUACUACACAGGUUGUUUCUGAACACCAGUUAACGAAUGUGGGCUGCAGAGAGUCUAGGGUCCACAGCCCACCCAGCCUCAUAGCUUUUGUUAAUGAAACUGCUGAUAAUGAGAAAAUAGAUACGCAUGGUUUGAUAGAAUUUCACGAUCAGGUUUCAUCUUCUGAUGUCUCAAUUCAUGAUUGGAGAUCUGAUGUUGGAAGUGACACAAGCAGAGAUUUGCUGGUGAAAGAUCCCAUGAGUGCAACAAGUAAACACUUGCAGAAAGUCCCUAGUGCUGGAUGCAGUAAGGCAUUCAGUGAAACCAGCUCUGUCACUUGUUCAGUGGUUCCAGAAUCACCACAAGUAGGACUGCAGACACUCAGGGACAAUGCUAUAGAUGCCACUAUUGAGAAACAAAUUUGUGAGCCUGUAAGUUCCGUAGAACCUAGUGCUGAUAGUGCCAUUAAGGAAUCUAGGCAGAACACAGAAUCUAUUGCUCAUGGUGUCACUAAAGAACCGAGGCAGAACACAGAAUCUAGUGCUCAUGGUGUCACUAAAGAACCGAGGCAGAACACAGAAUCUAUUGCUCAUGGUGUCACUAAAGAACCGAGGCAGAAUGUAGAAUCUAGUGCUCAAGGUGUCAUUAAUGAAAUGAGCGAGAAAACGGACAGUGAGGUGUCAGAUAAACCUGUCAAGUACAAAUGUUUGAAAUGUUCUCGAGUGAUGAAGGACAAAAGACUGAUUGAGAAUCAUUCCUGUGAUAAUGAGACAGAGGAAGACAAAAUCAAAAUAAGCAUCACCUUGGAUGUAGACUGUAAGUCCUUUCUGUGUAAAGAAUGUAAUUAUUCCAACUCCGGACAUAACUUUGAAGAGCACUUGAUGUGCCAUCUGAUGGUUCGUCCCUACCAAUGUCUCUACUGUAAGGAGUGUUUUAUUAAUCGCAAGGAAAUCAGUCGGCAUGUGCUCAAGUCACACAAUGGAGCAAAGAUGAGCUGUGCUCUCAGAGCACUGAGGAAAGCCAAAGCUCUCAUUAAGGAGGUGACAGCUUCUGGGACAAUCAGCUUUAUGGCUAAAGUUGCUGGCAAAGUGCCUCUGGAGAAGGACCCAGACAAGAAGAAGAAAUUGGAGAAUGGUCAAACUUCAGCGUCUUUAAUUCACAGUGAUCAGAAUCCAACUGAGUCAGCACAGUGUGGUCAGAAUAUUACUCCAGCAGGUCACAGUCACAAAGACAUGACUGGAACAGGUCACAUUCACCAAGACAUGACUGAAACAAGUCAUUGUCACCAAGAUAUGACUGGAACAGGUCACAGUCACAAGGACAAUGCCCUGUCAGAUCAAAGUGAGCACGCUGUGACCUCAUCAACAGUUAAAUCGCAUGAAAAGGGUCAGGAUACAAUUCUAUCAAAAUUGUAUGAUGAUGAUUAUGAUGACAGAACACCUGAAUCAAGUUCAAAUUUAGCUGUCCAGAAUUGCCCUGAUUUGAGUGCCUCAGAUCAGAAUGGUCAGAACAUGAUUGGGUCAUGCUCCAGUAAUUACACAGAGUUCACUGACAAUAUUGAUUUACAAGAUGGAAAUGAUAAAGCACUCAGACCACAUCAAAUGCUCAGUCAUCAUGAUGCUCCAGAGAAUGUGGUAAAUUCAGAGAUCCAUCCCAACCCAGAACAUCAACAAAGUUGUCAGGGGUUUUCAAAACUCAGGGAAGUACUGACUUUAGGAUCUUCAGAACUGAAGGCAAACAGCUGUAGUGAGACUGGAGACAACUCAGAUAGUGAGAGGUCCUGCAGUGAUUCAGGUCUCAAAAUUGUAGCAUCUUUUUCACUGAAGAAUAUGACAGAUGAUGGAUCUGACUUUGAGAAAACCGGUGGUGAGUGUGUUAUAGAGUCUGGUUUCAUUGUAACAUCUGAACAAGAAAAAGAACCAGAGGUUCUGUCAUUUUUGGGCAGGUUUACAUCGGUGGAGGGUUUUGAUGCAUCUUUACCAUCUCCUCCUCCUCCUUCUCUACAACCAACAGUAGUCAGUUGCCCUAACAGAAUGUCCGUAGCUAAAGCAGGUGGCAGUUCAAGGCAACAUGAGUCAAACCACCAUUUCUUUGUGUGUGGGUUCAACUGUCUGUUCAGCAGUAUCAGUGCCACAGAGUUCAAAGAACAUACCAUGAACUUCCACUCCUCAGAGGCUUUUUUCCCCUGCUACUACUGUGGCCAUCGCAGCCCCAAUGAGACUGAUCUGGUGAGGCAUAUCUCCAACCACACCCAGGCACACAACAAAUCUGUCCACCUUUAUGUCUGUGGAAAUGAUGGGUGCCGGUUUGGGUCCAACUUAGUGGCGGAUUAUAUCGGCCACUUCAAAACAGCACACCCAGACAUCCAUGAACCCAUGUGCUACUCCUGCGGAGACACCUUCUCAAAUCCCAGCAUGCUUCAGACUCAUGUUGAGAGCAAUGUUAUUCAUAUUGUCAACUGCCCUCACUGUUCUUCCAAAGCAACGGACAGAAAAGUUAUUUUAAACCACAUUUCCUCCACCCAUCCAGGAAAGCCUAAAAUGGUGUCAGUGGCUAAACAGCUAAUUUGUCAUGACAGGAAAAUGAACAGUUAUGAGCCAAGGGGUCAUCAUCGAGAGAUGCCUCCUCCAACCUUGACCCCAGCUCCAGCAAUGGCGGCUUGUAGCUCUGUUGUUGACCAGGUCAUAAACAGACAUCAUCUUGCUGGAGACGAAUCUAACAGCUUAUCAAAAUCCAGAGACACACCCUCUCCCAUGUCCAGCAUAAGCUCACCAAGCAGCAGACGUAAGGAAUCAACUCCUGAAAGAGGGAAAAGCCCGCAUUCUGACUCCUCAGACUUUGGUUCUGCAAAAGUGAAAGAGGAAUAUGAAUCUACAACCGCUUAUGUUGUGGAUGUGAAUGGCAUUCGGAGAAGAGUGUACGUCCCCAUGAGCGAGAGACAAGCAGAAAAUUACAGAUGCAGACACUGCACUUUCAUUGCUAGAGAUUUUAAAAGAAUGCAUUGUCAUGAGAAAUCCCAUGGAAUGCCUCCAACAAAAAAGGAGCGUUUCAAAUGUAUGUUUUGUCCACAAGGGUUUGAUAGUGAGCUGAAGUUUAGACUGCACAUAACAUGCCACCCAGGCCUCAUAAAAUUUUUGUUGUACAGAUGUAAGAAGUGUGAAUUUGACACCAACCAGAAACAUACCAUGAUGAGGCAUAUCACCUGUAACAAAGACAGAAAACACAGAGGGUUUGGUCCUGUCGAAGACCAGUACACUGUGGUGUCCAGAUCACUUGAGUCCCGAGUCAUGGAGUGUGACAGGUGUGACUAUAUGACCAGGCAUAAAAUCCACAUGACCUUACACUACCAGAAGAAACACAACAUCCUCAAGGACAGAUCUGAAUUUACAGUUGAGGGCAUUACACCGACAGACACCCCUCUCUCCACUUAUGACCUUUCUCCUCAGAUACCACAAUCGCUGUCCCCUUACACUGGUUUCAGAUCUCCAGAUAUUUCUCAGGAUAACGCAUUUGAUUUCCCCAAACCAUCAGGGAGUGUCAAGAAAUCUAAAGACAGUGUCCGUUCAGACAGCCCCGUUAUAACUUUAGCACGGAUCAACGAGAGAAAUGACGUGUUUAACAGAAUGGUAUCCCAUCAGGCAGCACUGCAGCCAGGACACGUAGCAGAAAACCAGAUGAGGAAGUUCAAGUGUCCCAUCUGUAGGUACUUACUUCCCAAGGCAGCAGACCUGAAGAAUCAUGUGAAAAGGCACUCUGAAAUUGGACAAAUAACACUGAUCAUUUUUAGAUGUCGAUAUUGCAGCUGUAUGUCCACGGCUAGGGAGUUGCUGUAUGAACACCUGGUGGAAAAGCACCCAGGGAAGCCGAUAGCUCUGGUGAAAAAGAUUGUGGCUAUUGAUACCAUGGAUGUGGACAAAUCCUUCGCUGAAACCACCAUGGAAGAGACCUUAGACCAAUUGGAGGAGCAGUUACAUAAGGAGAUCUUGUCCAACCUGACUUCAAAGUCAUCUAUGGGUGUAAAUGAAAUCUUAUCACCAAAGAACUAUGAACAGGUGUUUGUAAUACCUGAAGGUGAGGAAAUAUUUGGGGCACCACUACAGUGCCCUAAAUGUCCUUUCAGCUCCUUCAUCAGAAGUGAGAUAGUAUUUCAUGUGAAUUCCUUACAUUCAGAAAUCAGAGUAAUCGGAAGUGAAGAAGCUCUAGACUCUUUGGUUAGAGCAACAGCAGACAGUAUUCACAUCGACAAUGCAUUGUCAGACUCCUCACCUGUGUUGGCCAGCCAGGAGGAGGUGCUCAUUGUUCCUGAUGAUCAGAUCUUCAAGGAGCCAGCACUGUGCUCCAGGUGUGACUUUUCCACAUUGCUGCGUAGGGAUAUGGUCAUCCAUCUACAACAGAACCACCCUGAGAUUGCUGUCAUGGGCCGCAACUCUUUCCCUGUACAGGUCACUGCAAUGGGGUAUUUUACGGGGCCGAUGGAUGAAAGUUGCAUUGUAGGCAGCGGCAGUCUGGAUGCCAAACUUCGAUGUCUGUAUGAGAAUUAUGGAACUCAGAUGAAGUGCUUGAUUUGUGGCACUGAACGUCCUAAAAAGUUCUUCAUUCAUGUGCACAUCCUUCGGCAUCUCAACAUUUACCUCUGGAAGUGUGCUUUCUGUGCCCACAGGGGCCUACAGAAGUACAAGAUGGUUGAUCACAUCAAGAAGGUGCAUCCAGGAAAACCACUGAGUGUUCGCUACCUGCGGGUCAACGUUGAUGCAAAGGUCGCCCAGUUCCUAGAACAGUUUAAUACCCUUAAGAGAUGUAAAGAUGACACGAUAGCAACAGGAGUCGGCACAAAAUCUCCAGGACCAUCAGGCUCUACCUCCCCACACUCUCUGGGCAGUGAUGAACUGGAUGAAAAGAUCAGCUGUUUGUACGACAACUGUGGUGGGGUCACUUUCAAGUGCAUCGCCUGUCACAAUCAGUUCCAGCGCAAGUUUGCCAUACAUCGCCAUAUCAUCAUGUCUCACCUAAAGGUGGCACUGCUUGCCUGUGCCUACUGUGGCAUGGAAGGCGUGGAGAGGCAUCAGAUUGUUGACCACAUCUUAGCCUGUCACAGGCCAGCACCGGUCAACAUCCUGCCCUUGGACAUUGACCUGCAUAAAAGUGUGUCUGAGUUCCUCACCAAACUGGCUGCAGGAGAACUUAGAGGAGUUGAUAUGUUUGAUCAGAAGAAAGCCAGCAAGAAGACAAAGAUGGGAUCCCUAAAGCUGGGCAAGUCUCCGGGCUCCAAUAGCUUGAAGAAACACAGCACGGUAGACCCAGAUGUCCUCUUACUGGGUCGGUAUGCACUAGAUCAAGAGCUGGGGUGUCUGUAUCAGGAGCGCCCUUCUGGUCAACUGCGCUGUUUGGUGUGCAGGUGGGAAUUCCCAAAGAAGUAUCCACUUCACAGACACAUCAUGCUGAAGCAUCUGAAGAUGAACUUACUGGGCUGUCCGUACUGUCCCUUUGAGGGGAUUGAGAAGUACAACAUAUCAGUUCACAUCAAGGAAUUACAUGGAGGCAAGGCACUGGGCGUCAAGCUGCUGGACUCUGACGUCAGGGGAAGGGUGAAGAAGUUUGUGGAGGACAUGACUAGCACUGGUGCUGAAGAUCUAGAACGCAACAAGAAGGAGUCUGUGGAUAGUUCUUUGUUGAUUGUACCAAAAGUUGAGAUCAAUGAUGAGGAGAGAAAUGGCCCUGUAAAUGAGGAGGAGGGAAAUGGCCAUGUCAGUGAGGAGGAGGGUGAAAGAAAGAAAACUGCUGAUACUGUUAACAGUGGGCUAGUGGUAGCCAUGUUUGGCAAGAAGAAACAACAGUUUUCAUUUGGGAAUGUGCAUGUGAAGACAGAGAUCCACGAUAAAGAUUUCAAAGACAGCAGUAACAUACCUGCACAUGAUAAUGAUGGUAAGAAAGAACAGUACUCUCCUGAUGAAGAUGAUGAAGGUGAUGUAUAUACAGCAAAAGUAAAAUAUAAAUCCCCCAAAGGAACCAAACACCUCUCCAGUGCUCAGAUGAAACAUCUUCGUGUCCAGUCAUUAGUAUCAGAAUCGUACCGCUCCCCUGCGGGUGGCAAGCCAAAGGCUUUGGAUGUGAUCACCAAAAUUAAAGUCUUGAAAGCUAAAGAAGGUCAAAUUGUGAAGUUUUACUGUGAGAUGUGUAAGUUUACCUCCCUGCAUCGGUCAAAUGUUGUUCGUCAUAUCUACAAAAUACACGAGAAGUACCAGACACAGGUCUGCCCCUUGUGCACUUACCAGACUCUCAGUCCUAUGUUAAUGUACAGACAUGCAGAGAAGGAGCACCCUGGCCUCGACUACAAGCCAGGCUCGUCAAAACAAGCCCAUCCCAAGCUCACCAGAAAACCAAAGAUGGGGCCUCUGAGUUUCCAGAAACGAAGGCAGAGCCUGGUCAGUGAGCCCCACUCUCAGAAAACUUCCUCCAGCGCAGUCACCAUCAGCUGCAGCACUCUGACUCUGGGUCCCAAACAAUAUGCUUGUGCUUACUGUCACUACGAGACCAGCACACAAGAAGACAUCCUCCGACAUACAAGAAUCAACCAUUCUCAGGGAGAGGAACAGUCAGCAGUCGUCAAAUCUCCAAACAGCAAGCCUAAAAACACUACCAAAAAGGCUGUCAAGAGAAGAGUUCCAGAUGAAGAUGAGGCUGGGUUUAAAAGAAAGCGCAAGUUUAUCUUUGAGAAAAGUAACGAGCUCAUCCAGUGCGGUCACUGUGAUACUAAAGAAACUACAAUGAGUCGCAUGCAGGACCAUCUGACCUGGGAUCACCCAGGACUCCCGUUUCAAGCCAAAAGAAUUCCUGCCUGGCGAUUUAUCUGCAAAUCAUGUUCUGUUAAAACUAUGGCCACAUCAAAAAUGAAAUAUCAUCUCAACCGACAUGUUAAUUACCGGCCAUACACCUGCGUCGACUGUGCAGCUUUCUUCCCAUCACCAGACCAGUGCAGGAGACAUUCCAGAUCUCAAGCACACACGGAGCAGUAUACAUAUGUCCGUGCUCUCAAGAAAGAGGCCAGAGUGGCGGAGCUACUUGAAGGGACUCGUCAACUUGCCCUACAGGUGCAGGAUGAAGCGUCCAAAGACCCAGAUUUUGACAUCUCUAAAUCAGAUACUUUUAUUGCCAAGUUCCAGGAAUUCAAGGGUAACUUAAAGAGAAGCAUCCCGGGAGUGACGCGCAAGCUGGUGAAGAAAGCCAAAGGACGUUUACACGAUACAGCAAAUAAUGGAGGAGGAGCUGGUGCAGGGCACCCAAGAAAACAGACUGGCAAAUCAGCACAAACCGUUGGGGUGGAACAGGAUGUCACCAUUAAAUGCUACAACUGUGAGUUCACCUCCAGCAACGUCAGCAGUGUCAAAGUUCACCACAACCAGGAACAUCCGGGCACCAAGUUUCUGUGGACUGAGCUGGAGCGAGGCUUCACUUGUGACAGCUCUGGGGAGGCACUGCCAGAGUGUGAUUCUGUGCCCUGUACAUCCACGGAUGUUGGAUAUACCACACGGAUGACUCUUGGGGCAGGCAGCAAUACCAUGAGGUUUAAAUGCAAAACUUGUGAUUUUUCAUCCUGUGUGAUCCAAGCAAUGAAGUCACAUCUGAAAUCACAUCAGCCAAAGGGAUUCAUGUGUCCCUACUGCAGUCGGUCCUUCUCUGGGAAAGAGAAACUCAUGCGGCACCAGUACUGUUUGCAUAAGGGCCUGUCACUCUGGGUGAUCCAUCUGCGCAUGGCUGGAGUUGUAGGCUCUACAGCAGUGAAGAAAGGCAAAGGUGUCCCUGCAGACGACAGUGCAGCUGAAGUCCACACAGACAGUGUGGGCACAGAGUCAGCCCCAAAGACACCCAGCGGCGGCUCGACCGUGUUCUUGUGCAGCGAGUGCGCGUACACAACAGGGAGUCUCUACCACUUCCGCUUGCACCUGGCUCAGCAGCAUCCACAAUUCAGACACAAGACCUGCGCCACAUCUCCUGACACACCUCUCAGGUGUGCCUCUUGUUCCUUCGUGGCAGAAACAGAAAUAGACUUGAGUAUUCAUGCAGAAACUCACUCCAGUACUGGAAGUUUCCAGUGUGGGUACUGUGACUACAACUCAGCUGAUAGAUCAAGUGUACAGUGUCAUCUGGCCGCCAGCCAUGGCUCUCUAGAUCCCAAGAUUUUACAUCAACGGGACAAAGGUGAAGACAAAAUCAGUUUGCCGCUGUUAGUAAAUUUAGAACCAAAUAUCCUGUUGGAACGAGUGUCAGAUUCUGUACUAACUCAGUACAGCAUUUCAAAGUCGGAGGAUGAUUGUGCUUUGGACAAUGAGGAGGAGGAUGAUCAUAUGGAUGAAGCAGAAGAAGAAAAGGUAAGUGUUCACACUGACACAUUUACCGAAGCAACCAGCCCAUUGAGGAAAUCAUCAUUUAACAAGCAGUUUGAUGAUGAUGAUGAUGAUGAUGAGAGGCUAAUAGUAGUAGAAGAUCCUUAUCUGAGUACAAGAGAAGCAGGAACUAGGGAUGGUGGUCGUAGUGGUGAUGAUAAUGAUGAUGGUGAUGAUAUUAAUAAAGCAGAACUUGCUGCAGUUAACAGUUUGAAUCUGCAAAUCAAUGAAGUGAGGGAAUUCAAGAAACAGUCAAACAAUCUACAGUUUGUAGGUCAUGAACAAUUCUGUUCUCCUGAUUUAUAUUCAGAUGUUACAAACACACAGUUUGACACUGAGGUAACUAAUCAGUGUCACUUACCAGCCGAUGAAGGCAUCGAUGAUGGUGAUGAUGAUGUUAGUAAUGAUGAUGAUGAUAAUAACAGUGAUGUUGAUGAUGAUGUUGAAGCUGAUGUUAAUGAUGAUGACAGUGAGUAUGGUGUUAAUGAAAGUGAUAAAGAAGAUAUAGAUGGGAAGGUAUCCACAUCACAGGAUAACAUUUCAACUGGCCAGAGUCGAGAUUUGACCUUACUGGCAGCUCAGGACAAAGACAGUAAAGGUAGUGAUGAUGAGGGGGAAGUUGAGGAUGAAGAUAUGGAUUUUGAUAAUGAUACAGCUCUGUCAUCUCCCUUGCCGAUGAUCUCACUUGGGGACGGAGUGGCUAUGUCUCCGGUGAAUAUGGAGAUAGAUGAUGCCGGGAUCAGGGUCGAGCAGGAACAUUUUGUUACUGAUUCUAACAGUGAAAGACUGCUUGAUGUGUGA